This is a messenger RNA of Dermacentor silvarum, 674 nucleotides long. RefSeq lists its product as uncharacterized. The transcript is spliced from 5 exons. The record is from RefSeq and is a predicted model, not a curated record. Lineage: Eukaryota; Metazoa; Arthropoda; Arachnida; Ixodida; Ixodidae. The coding region runs from base 10 to 624 and encodes 204 amino acids.
GGGAAGGCUAUGGCGCUGCAACAGUUUAUUUUAUGUUUUUUAUUUGCCCUAUCUAAUGGAAAUGUAUACUCACUCGAAGCGCGCAAUAGCCAACAAAAGGAAGGCCAGAAGGAUUUCCCUAUUGAUAAGUUUAUGAACACAAGCAAACCAUUAUGGGUCUACAACACCACCAAAAGCAACAGUGAUAUUUGUAGAGUCGACGUCAACCAACACAUGAAUGCAACACAUACAUCCUUCAAGAGAUAUAGUGGUUCGAACAGCGAAAGAGGGGAAAAUGACCUUGUUGGAAAGUUUAGCUAUUACUACGAGACUGAAAACAAUCAUACCUAUGAUAAAAUGGAUGUUUUCGACGGGACCACUAAAAUCACUGAAGAGGUAAUGGAAUAUUUAAGUAAUGACAGCAAGUGCGCCGUUGUUUCGGUUAUGUCUCAAUCCGGAAUAUUAGAAGUAUGGUGGGACGUUCGAGUCGAAGAUCAUCUAGUGAGGCCAUCAGUUAACGUCACUAACUACGAGAAGUGUUUCCAAAAGUUUGAAGUGAUUUUAAACGUGACAAGAAAGAAGUGGACAUCACCUUACCGGAAAGACUAUCAGAUUGUCCAAUCCGAGUUUGAUGUCUUGCAUUGAGUGAUCUUGCACAGAAGUGUAGACAAUAAAAGCAUGAAAGCAGCAACAAU